AUGGCGGACUCGGUCGAUCGAGUCUUUGGCCAUGCCCUCAACACGGUGAACAAGAUCCGGCCCGGCUCACAGAAGCCUCCCUCCACCGAUCGACUCGCACUAUAUGGCCUGUACAAGCAGAGCAUGGAGGGCGAUGUGGCUCUCAUCGCCUCGCGACCGACCUCGCAGCCGAAUAUCUCCGCCGACACGUUGAAAAAGGAGCAGGAGAAAUGGGAUGCAUGGAAGGCGAAUGAGGGUGUCAGCAGGACCGAGGCCAAGCGAAGAUAUAUCGAAAAACUCAUCGWCACCAUGCACAAAUACGCAUCCACCACCCCGGAAGCCAGGAUCCUGGUGGAGGAGCUGGAGUUUGUGUGGGAUCAGAUCCGUAACAAUUCCAAUCAUUCGAGUUCCGACAACUCUUCUCCCUUGCAGGCGCUCGAGCGGAGGGAUUAUAUGCAUCACUCGAGCAGCUCGGGGAAUAAUGGUGGAGGAGUUGGCUCCUCGACGGCGGCGUUGGAAGGGAGAAGUAAGGGUUUACGAGUGCUUGCACCGGUGAGUCAAGCCGAUGAGGAUGAGAUUAUGGAGGAGGAACGGGAGGAGUUUGUGGAUGCGCCCGUGAGCCAGAUGGAUGAGGGWGAUUUACACGAUCCCUCCGAACCGGGCGACGAUGGUGCUUCAAAUGGCCGGUUCGUGGCAUCGCAGCGGCAAACGCCUUCCGUCUCCGACAAUCGAUGGCGAAGGCGAAUCGAGUCCUCUUUGAUCCGAUUGACCACGGAAAUUGCUGCUCUGAGGGAGCAACUCGAGUCACGGAGAUACUUGUCCUACCAACGCAAAAACAGCUGGCUCGGGUGGAUCUUACGUCUUGGUGGAUGGGCUGUUCAGUUGGUCGUGGCAGAUGCUGUCAUUCUAUGGCUGGUCAUAUUGUUCAUGCGGAGGAGGGAAGACCGUAGGCUGGAAGGCGCCGUGAGGGUUUUGCUUGGUGAUGCCGUCGCUCAGAUGCAGAGUCUGGGGAGGAAUGUCAAGACACCUGCGUUGCUGAGGAAGAAGGAGUGA
Molecule: messenger RNA, 1032 nt
Organism: Ramularia collo-cygni
Lineage: Eukaryota; Fungi; Ascomycota; Dothideomycetes; Mycosphaerellales; Mycosphaerellaceae
Product: related to endozepine
Exons: 3
Coding region: 1-1032 (343 amino acids)
Biological process (GO): fatty acid metabolic process
Molecular function (GO): fatty-acyl-CoA binding
Source: RefSeq, a predicted model, not a curated record